Molecule: messenger RNA, 10935 nt
Organism: Chiloscyllium plagiosum (whitespotted bambooshark)
Lineage: Eukaryota; Metazoa; Chordata; Chondrichthyes; Orectolobiformes; Hemiscylliidae
Source: RefSeq, a predicted model, not a curated record
CACAGCCUGGAUUGGAUUAAUCCAAAACAGUGCCUCAGGACCUGGGGUGUACCACUGGGUGGACGGGACAUCUGUUGAUACCUACCUGCACUGGGCAAUCUCCAAGGUACACAGUGGUGAAUGUGUUCAACUGCAGCUACACAGGGAAGGCACUUGGCAUGGGGUAUCCUGCCACACCAAGCAGCACUUCAUCUGUGAAAAACCCCAUGAUGCCCAGCUGCAGGAUGUCAAUUACUUUCUGACUGGAACACCAACCUUCAGGAAGGUCGACCUGGUGAAGAACAUCACGGUGAUGACUGAGGCCCCUCUCCGUGGAGCAGUAACAGUUGAGAUGAUGCUGUUUCCCGGCAUGUGGUUCAGCCAUUCAGGUCUGGUGAACUCGAUUGAAUUUGUAAUCCAGCCUUUGAAGAAAGCCACUCGGGUACAUUUCAAGAUAUUUCGACCUUACUGCAUCCCGAGCCUGUACCUCAUCCCUCCAGGCUGCGAGUGGCUCCGUACUCCCUUUGCCACCUGUGACACACAGCCGCUGUGCAACACCACAGGAGGUUGCAACAACGGGCAUCAAUGGUGCCACUUACAGGAAAUGUGUCUGCCCAUCACCAGCCCCUGCAGUUCGUAUGCAUUUGAAAACAUCACAACCAACAUCCUGCCAAUCGCUAACCCUCCCAGAUACAAAGGGACACAGCCAUAUUACUCCCAGGUGGCAGAUAUAGCAAUGAUCAUCAGCCCUGACCUCAACAUUGUACAUGUAAAUGUGAUGCUGGGUGACCAGGAAGUUCGUGUUUAUCCAGAUGAUGUGAUUGGUUUUCAGCACGAUGCAGGUCCGAACUCUCUGCUGCAUUGCUUGCCCAGCUCAAUAUCACCAUGGCGACAGAGCUACAUCAGCCUGGUGCGGCAGGGCUGGCUGGAAAGUUUACUGGUUGGUUUCCAACCUACCUGGCCCAGUCCCAGAUGGUUUGAUAAUGUUGUCUGUGAUGUGCGUAUCCUGUAUACAGACCAGCCACAGCCGAUUGCUCCCACCCACUCCCUAACCACUGUGCCAGAUACAUUCCUGGAAACCCCAGUAAACAGAGUAAGCCCCACAGGGAUCAAAUGCUGCCCAUGGACAACAAUCACUGGCUUACAAAUCAUCUAUCCCUGGCCACAUAAUGGCACUCUCCUGGUCCCAACUGGCAAUGAGAUACUCAUUGUGAUCAAGAUUAACUCUGGCAGCAAUGCUAGCUCCUGGUGGAGUCCUCCAGUUCGACAAUCAGGAGUCUUCUUUGAUGCCCACUGUCCAUCCAGUCUGCCUCAGUAUACGCCAGCCUGCCACAGAGAGACCAGCGAUACCUGGUUCUCAUAUGCCCACUUUACUGUCACCCAUCCCAGGAUAGAAAUCCUGAAUAUCACCGUGAGCAAUGAGGUCAGUUCCCAGAACAUGUCUGUCGAAAUCCAGGCCUUCGAUGUGAUUCAGGGGCUCCAGAUCAUGCCCAGGAAACCCAGACGCAUGCUGGUGGAUGUCUCACAGAUAUUUUCAGCACAGAUUACUCAUGGCACCUCUGUCAAUUUCACUUGGGUGAUUGACAACCUUGCACUGUUUGCCUACAGUGGACAAAUCUACAAGGUGAUCUUCAAACGACCAGCAACCUACAGGCUCAAGUUAAUGGCAGUGAAUCCUGUGAGCAAGCAGAGCAUAGAAACUGAGUUAGUAGCUGACACCAUGCACCCUCUAACAGAUCCACAGUUUAUUCGUUUGUCCAGCAUGCUUCUUGUUGACACACCUCAUAAAUUCACCUUCAGGAUCACGGUGGAUAGCUUAGCAGAGGUCACAUUCCGGUGGAGCUUUGGAGAUGCGAGUACCACUAUAAUACAUUCCAAGUGUCCUCCACACAACGCUUAUCUGUCUGAGCCAGACCCAAGGACCAUGACCGUCAUAGUGCAAGAUCAAAUGACCUGGGCAUACUCUCAGCCUGGUAACUACAUUUUGGAAGUGGAGUGUAUUGCUCAGUGGAGCCGCAUUAGGCAGAGUCAUUCUCUGUAUGUCCGCUCCCCCUUGACAGAACUGAGCUGUGCACAGAUGCCAGAGCACCCUCACACCAAUGGAGUCGUUGUGUUUGAAGCCUACCCUCGGCCGAACUCUGACGGGAUAUUCUACACUUGGAACUUUGGUGAUGGAGCUCCUGUUGUUGUGGUGACAAGCUCCACGGUGCAGCAUAGGUUUAAAAUGAGAGGAAUUUACAAUGUCACACUCCAGGUCAAUAAUACAGUCAGUGCAAUGAGUUCCUAUCUCAUGGUUACAGUGGAGGAAGAGAUUACAUGCCUCAAGGUGACAACCAGUGAGCGCAGUGAGCUGGGUUCGACAAUAUCGGUUCAUGCAGAAGCAAGAAGUGGCACAAACAUUCUGUGGGCCUUCAGUAUGGGGGAUGGACACACCUUUGGAAAUCUGACAACUGAUACCAUUUCCUACAAGUACCCAGUGGAAGGGAGUUAUACCAUCACGGUAACUGGGAGGAACAUGGUCAGCUCUGCCAGUCAGUCGGUUGUUGUAGAGGUGCAUGCACUGAAGGUGCUGGCUGUCAGACCAACAGGAUACUUGGCCUCGGGAAGUAAUACCUCCUUCCAGGUUCAGGUAUCCAGCACAGGGAAUGAGACUCGGUACCGCUGGAGUUUCGGAGAUGGGAGCCCAGCUCUGGUGGUCCGAGGUAGCUCCGGGGCCUAUCACACCUAUACCAUGACUGGGAACUACACAAUCACCAUUACCGCCACCAGCCCAUUUAACACCGCAUCCUACCAGGCUGCUAUCUAUGUACAGGCACCCAUCCACUCUGUCCAGCUCUUGGCCAGGAACCCAUACGUACAGUUAAAAGACCCAGUUCAGUUUGUGGCCAAGGUGGACCCGGAGGAGGGGGAGCAGCACCCUUACCAAUACCACUGGAAUUUUGGGGUGCCAGGACCUCCUAUUUCUGGCUGCAGGGAGCAGACCUUUGUCUAUGAUAAGGUUGGUAUCUAUUUGGCUGCGGUCACUGUGAGUAACCAUGUUGACCAUCAAAGCAGUUCCUGCUCAGUGACUGUUCAGGAAAGUGUUGGGGACUUCACAAUUCGUCAUGAGGGUCUGGCCCAGGAGGCUCUCUCCCUGAACAAGACAUAUGUAUUUCAUCUCCAUGGUGCCUCAGGCACCAAUGCCACCUUCCACUGGGACUUUGGCGAUGGCACUACUAGGACACAGGGCCAGCAGAUAUCUCACAUUUAUUGGACAUGUGGACGGUUCACCGUGACUGUGGUGGGGGUAAACCUGGUCAGUCACCUGGAGAGGUUCCUGAAUAUUCAUGUCAUCACACCCAUCAGCCAGCUGAAUGUCAGUGCUGACCAGCUAGCGGUGGAAACCGGGAAGAGUGUCGUCUUCACUGCUUCCCUGUCUGCAGGGGAACAAGUUGUCUUCUUCUGGGCAGUAUGUGGAGACUGUGUCCUACACCAUGGAUCAUCCAGUUUCAAACACAGCUUCCUGGAGCCUGGCACUUACAGAGUGGUGGUGACAGCAAGAAAUGAGGUCAGUGAAGAAACAAAAAUGGUCACUGUUCAGGCUGAAGAAAAGAUCCAAGAUGUGACAAUAAACACUGGAGAUCUGAUUCACGGAAACUACUUUGCUGCCAAGGAGAUUUGUAUACUGCGUGCACACGUGGCACUGGGCUCAAAUGUGUCCUAUGAAUGGACCAUUAGGCAAGGCCAAGUUGUGGUUGCCGUAGGUCAAGGGUCAGUCAUGAUGUUUCAACCAGAGGUAGCUGGGGAUUACUGGUUAGUGGUAUUGGCCAAAAAUGCUAUUGGAGAAGUCAGCCAAAGUGAAGAGAUCUCCGUAUUGGAGCGUAUCAGUGGGGUGAAGGUUACUUCAACACCAUGCAAUGUAGCCACAGGGCAACCAGUUCAACUAAGCAUCACAGUCACCUCUGGGACUGAUUUACUGUAUGAAUGGUUCAUUGAAGGAGCUGAAAAUCAUCUCAGGACCAGCAUCUCCUCACUUUCCUAUGUGUACUCAACAGCAGGAAUCACUAUGGUAAACGUGACUGUCCACAACAGGCUAGGGAAUGCCCAGAGCUCCCUUGUUUUAACAAUCCAAGAGCCUAUCUCUGAAGUGAGCUACAAUGUGCGAAGUGCGGCACCCCCUUUUUACUUGCAGACUAAUGCUAUCACUCACCUGAAGGGCUUUGCAGGCAGAGGUACUGCUAUCUUUUGGGAAUGGUGCCUGCUGAGCCCAGUGGGCACCCAGUCUUGGCAUGGCCGUGAGAUCAAUCAUACAUUCAGCUCAGCAGGAGUGUACCAACUCACCCUCAACGCUUCCAAUGGAGUUAGCUGGCAGUCAGUACACCAUAACCUCACAGUGCAAGACAGUGUCACCGGGCUUGUCAUCGAGAUGGACAAGACAAUUGUUAGGGUUGGUGAACCAGUGACAUUUACUCUUCGUGUCCAGCAGGGCAGCAUGGUGCGCUACUUCCUGAAUUUCACCACUUUGCGCACACAGUUGUCACUACAUGAAGACACUUACAAGGUGGCAUUCCCUUCAGUAGGACAGCAGAAUGUUACCGCGACAGCACGCAAUGAAGUCAGCAGUGAGACCCGGUCUGCCUCCCUGGAGGUACUGGAAGAGGUCACUGGGCUUUAUUUGGUUAAUUGUUGCCAGUCCGCUGUGGAGGCCAACCAGGCGAUGAUGCUCACCGCGAGGGUACGCACAGGGACAGGUGUGAUGUACAGGUGGCACCUCCACCUGCCAGGCUUACCCGAUCAGCAUGGCUCAGGGUCAAGCAUUAUCUACACCCCUCAGAGCACAGGCAAGCUAACUGUCCAUGUGGAGGCUAUUGGACAGUUUGGUGCCCUUUCACUCACUGAGUGCACUCAAGUUCAACUCCCCGUGUCAGUGGUAGACAAGCUCUGGAGUGACAAUGUUGAUCCAUUUGUGGAACAGGCUGUGACAUUUCAGGUGGUGCUAGUGGGGGGCACGGAUGUUGGAUAUCUCUGGAACUUUGGCGACUCACCUGAGACAUAUACCAGCCAGAAUGGCACUAUUCAGCAUAGAUAUAAGACUGCUGGUUGGUACACUGUAGAGGCCAAAGCCUUCAAUGACAUUAGCUCUGCAGUUGUUCACCUGGCGAUCCUUGUGAGGCAGCCUGCUUGCUGGGCUCCUGAAGUCAGAUUGGUCAAACCACCACCUACCAUCAUCCGGGCACGAGCAAGCUACUUUGAGGCUAAGGUAGACCUGAGGGGCUGCACAGCGUACCAGGCUCACUACCACUGGGAGCUGUUUGAGGGCACCAGAUGCCAUGGGUCAGCCGGAGUGCACCUCAGCACUGUGGAUACUGGCAAACCCAUCCUGGCCUUGCCAAAAUUGGCACUACCUCUAGGUGCACAUUGCUUGCAGUUCACAGUGGACUUUGUUAGCACACCAUUGAGUCAGAAAGUGACAGCAGUGAUCCAGGUGGUACAGAGUAAGCUGCUGGCCAUUAUCAAUGGAGGAUCAGAGAGAACAUGGGCCAAUCACCAGGAUCUGGUACUAGAUGGAUCCAAAUCCUAUGACCCGGAUGUUGAGAAGGAGGAGGAGGCUUUUCUGUCUUAUCGCUGGGCUUGUGAAGCUGAGGAUCAAUUCACUUCUCCAUGUAUCCAGCCUGGCAUUUCAGUUGGGCCUGUAGUCACUAUUCCCAGAAACACCCUACUGCCAGGUGCUACCUACUUAUUCACACUGACUGUCACCAAACCGGGGAAAGAGGCUGCCCACACCACUCAGUUGGUUCUGGUGCAAGCGGCAAACAUUCCUUGCGUAAUGUUGGAAUGUAUCUCCUGCCAAGUCCUCUGGAGCUAUAGAGUGAGCAGGAGCACGCAUGUCACAUUGGCCGGAAGAUGUCAGAAUUGCAGCAACAAGUCCACCUAUAAGUGGACAGUUCAAAGUUCAGAUGCCUCUCCUUUGACCUUGGACAAUAAAACCACCUCGACAGGGGACUCCAAUCCUAACCUGGUUGUUCGACAGGAUGUCCUCCAAGAUGGGGUCAACUACACCUUCACCUUGAGCAUUACUGACUCAGAAAAGCAAAACACAGGGUUCUCCAGCAUCACCCUGACUCCUAACUACCCACCAAGCAGAGGCGAGUGCACCAUCCACCCAGAUCAAACCCUCUACCUUCUGGAGACUCUGCUAAGCUUUAACUGCACAGGUUGGUGGGAUGAGGAUGAUGGCCAGGAUCAGCUGGUUUACUCACUGAUGGUGAUGACCUGCCCUCAUGACUUCUCUAGUUGUGAUAGGUUUCAGCUGUACCGGGGCAUCAAGCCCUCCUCCCGGGUGUUGCUGCCUGCAGCUUCCAGUGGCAGAGCCUCUACUGUCCAUGUCUUGGUUCAGGUGGAGGAUCUGCUUGGAGCCAGAACCGUAGCCGUCAACAGAACUCUGACAGUGUGGAUGCCAGAUUUCUUCCUGGGAUCAUACAGUGUCAUUGAUUGGUUGAGACACAAGAGCCAAUCAGAGCUGUGGGGCCUGGUUCAACAGGGUGAUCCCAGUGAGGUGAUCCCAUACUCUGUCACUCUCAUCACUGCUCUCAAUCAGUGCUCCAGGCACCGUGAGCAAGACCUGAAGGACCGAAUCACCAUCCGUAGUAAUAUAACCCGAGCACUGAUCUCUCUGACGGUCACAACUCUGGAGGAUGUCAGCCAGAUCAGUGCAGCACUGGCUCAGUGUGCGACUUUUCCUGAAGAGUUUAUAAUGGGUCAGGGGCUGGAAGGAAGUCUGAGGAUGACCCGACAAAUGAUUGACAUCAUUGGAAAUCAGACAGUUCAAGGAUCAGCCACACCCAGUGAAACUGGAAGAAAUAUUUUGAAAAUCCUAGGUGCUGCAAUGGCUGCAAUUGAGGUUAGUCCAAAUAACAGAAUCCAGCGAGAAGAUGAUCUGGUCACUUCAGCAACCAUCUUCCAGUUGACUAGCAAACUCGUCCAGUCUCUCAUGCGCUCUCGAGUUUUCAAUGAGGAGCCCUUGUUGAUAUCUGUCUCUGAGAUUGAUGUGCAGGGGAAGAGAGUGGACCCCUUCAACCUGCUGUGUUCCUGGCCUGGUGAGAAAUGCCUCUUCCACAUCCCCCCAGCACUAUCCAGCCAGUUGUCAGCAAACCGUGAGCUCAUCCAGCUAACAAUGAGCCUCAGGGUCAAUCCUUUCCCAGGAGGCACCAUCAGCAACUACAGUGUCUCCACCCAUCUUGGAUCUAUGGAGUUGAGCAGCCCACAAGGGCUUCCACUCUCAAUCAGUGACCUUGCUGCAGAGAGGUCCAUCCGUGUUACUCUAGCAGACCGGAGACCCCGUCAAUUGGAACAUGCAGAGACAGUGAGGACUCUCAGUCCUGGAGAAAGUGUGAAUUUCACCAUCCGGCCUGUCAACAGUAACCGUGCAGCUGGGCUCCACAUUGGCUUGCGGUUCACCCUGAUAGAUCUUGAAGGUGCCCAGGACCCAGACCCUUUUGUCCGUCUUCAUGUCAACAACAACCCACAGUUUAAUGGAUCCCUAGAUAAUGCAACAAGAGGAAUCAUUCUAUAUCCCACUAGGGAACGUUUAAGUGUCGAACACACCAUCUUCCUAUCUCCUGAGAUGUAUGACAGCACCACCGAGCAGUUGUUUGUCACCGUUUCCAACUGUUUCUCUUCUGCCCGAGUCGGCAUCACAAUCACCACCUAUACCUCGCUGUGCCAGUACUUUGAUUUCCAGAGUUUGCAGUGGAGGACAGAAGGCAUUGUGCCCACACAGUGGACCAGGCUGGAGGAAGCUGUGUGCCUCACUCGGCAUCUCACUGUCUUCGGGGCUAGCCUCUUUGUGUCUCCAAAUGCGGUGGAGUUUCUUGCACCGGCAGACAGGCCAGUGCAGAACAUGGUGGUGGCAAUCAGCUGUAUGUUGGUAUUUGCUGUCUACGUAGUGAUGGUACUCAUUGCCCACAAGCUGGACUACAUCGAUAUCAACCGUGUUGGCAUUAUCCCACUCUGUGGACAACACGGACACUAUAAGUAUGAAGUCAUGGUGAAAACUGGCUGGUGCAGGAAUGCAGGUACAACAGCCCAUGUAGGCAUCAGUCUGUAUGGCUUGAACAAGAGUGGGUCCCGCCACUUGGACAAGGAAGGAGCAUUCCAGAGAAACAGUCUGGACAUUUUUCAGAUUGAAACAGAUGCCAACUUGGGUGAGAUCUGGAAAAUCAGAAUCUGGCAUGAUAAUACAGGACUGAGCCCCUCUUGGCACCUGGAGCAUGUGGCAGUUUGGGACAAGCAGACUGACAUUAUGUACUAUUUCCUGGCCCAGGAUUGGUUGUCGGUGGAGAAUGAGAAGAAUGAGGGGAUGGUAGAGAAGGAUGUGUUGGCAGCAUGCAUCUUAAAGAGCCCAAGGAAAUGGAUGUUUCCUCACUCAACCCUCUAUGUAACAUAUAUCCUCUGCUUCCUGCUGAUCGCUGUGUGUGUCAGUGUGACGGUGUCCUAUGGCAUGUUAUUUCCCAACCAUGUGGUGCUAAUGUGGCUGAUUUCUGCAUUCUUCUCCUUCCUGACCUCGUUCUUUGUUCUGGAACCUAUAAAGGUUUUGUGUGAGGCCGUGAUCCUCGCACUAUUUACCAAACCAGUAGAUGCUGAUGAGGACGAUAACUUAGUUGAGGAACCUUUGGUUAAGAAGACAUCAGAACGAAUUGGCAAAGUCCGAGCGCCAUACGGUUACAGCCUCUUGCAGGCUAAAGAGGAGGCACGGAAAGUGAGAGCACUGCACACAUUGAUGAAGAAUUGCGUUGUGCACACAAUCUUCCUCCUGGUGGUGCUCAUCGUUAACUACCAAGGCUGUUACCAAAGCGCCAAUGGCCACCUUCUGCGAGCCUCCAUUCGACAGUCCAUUGUUGGAAGAACUCUGCACUCAUCCAACUUUAGUACUAUCCAGAGGCCAGCUGAUUUCUGGCGAUGGCUGAGUACUGUGUUGCUGCCUCUGCUAUACAAUAACCCCCAGCUGACAUUGCUCGGAGUACUACAGCUUCAACAUGUCCGGUCCCAGGAAGGACAUUGUCCCUGGUGGGUUUAUAGAUUAACCCCUGGCAUUAAUCCUGGCAACAGCUGUGACCAUUCCAACUCAUCAAGUACUGAAACAAUCACCCAUGGGAUUGGCUGGUCUGCUGACUUUAACAGUACCAAUCACAGUUGGGCUUAUUCAUCAGAUGGCUUCACAGGGACACAGAGUGUGUUUGUUGAGUUCACACAGUACAGCCGGGAUGUGGAUCUUUACGCUGUGGUGACCUUACGGGUUGUCUUUCAGCCUGCGGUGCCUGUCAAACCAACUGUCAAUAUUAAACUCUUCUCAGUGCUGAGCUCAAGUCGUGCGGUGGACCUAUUGUUGGUGUUGAUGGUGCUGCUAUUCCUCUUCGGCCUCUGUUUUCUGGUCGUUGAGGCCAUCGCUCUGAACAGGGAGGGUUUGGCUUAUUUCAAAGAAGGCCAGAGGUACCUCCAGCUCCUCAUCAUCCUACUUUGUGUCCUCAUCCCUAGCUUCCAUUUCAGCCACAUCAGAUUAGCUGACCAGCAGCUCAGCCACUACAAGAACAACCCCCACCAUUUUGUCAGUUUCUACUAUGUUGCAUGUCUGGCUGAGGGAGUCACCAGUCUCGCCGCAUUUCUGCUCACCGUCCUCACCUUGAAGAUUGUAGGACAGUUUCGUUUUGUGCGGAGAUGGUGUGUAUUUGGGAAGACAUUCCAGUAUAUGAUCCGAGAGCUGAUGGCCGCCUUCCUUUACCUCUUCCUGCUUGUCAUGGUCUAUGCACAGUGUGGCUAUGUGAUGUUCUCUCCUGCUCUGGAACACUUUGUGACAUUCAGCAGUUCGCUGCUGGCUUUGGUUGCUUUCCCCCAUGGAACCCUGUCCCUGCGACAUGCAGUCCACCAUUACCCCAUAAUCGCACCCCUCUACUUCAUUAGCUACCUGCUGUGUCUGAUGUGGAUAGCGAGAAACCUCUUCAGUGCCAUUAUCAACCAGAGUUACAGAGAGCUCAAAGCAGAUAUGUACCGCCCAGCCAUUGAACCACAAGACUACGAGAUGAUUGAAUUCUUCAUUAAGAGGUUCAAGCUCUGGAUAGGACUCACCAAAACAAAGGAGUUCCGACACAAGGUGAAAUUUGAAGGGAUGGAGUCCUUGCCAACAGGCACUUCCCAAACCUUGAGAUUAUCCCAACUUGCAUCAGAAAAUACCGAGUCUCCCUUCUCAGACUGCACCAUCUUGUCAGGCUCUGUGCAAUCGGAGGAGCUGACUCUUCCACAGAGUCCAACCUCUGAGACCUACAACAUUGAGGCCUAUCUCGAUCGGUUGCUGCCGACUGUCAACAGCCUCCUUGGUCAGUUUGACCGCGUCAAUAAAGUCACCGAUGACUUGUACCAGAUCGAGAGUGACUUGGAGAAAGUGCAGCAUAGAAUCAAACGGAGGAGACAGAUUCUGGGCAGGGAUGAAAAGAGCAAAAUAGAGAGACAAAGCCUCCCUGUGCCAACCACACAGCCCAGAGCAUGCAGUGCUGUUUCUGAUUCAGUAGUUUCCGGCCUCCGACCAAGCACAGGCCCAGCUUGUGAAUAUUGUGCAGGCAUUGCCCAGUCAGCUCACAGCGCUCUACCGGUUGAUCCCAGGUCGAGUGAUGCCCCUGGGCGAAGAGCCUGGCAGUUGGGACCAUCACUGUCAGCAGUCAUCAGUCAGAGAGCGGUAUGGAGCUCAGAACCUGCAGCUAAACCAAGGCCCAAAAGUGAAGAAGGGCAGGAUCGAGUGAUGAGUCAGCAGCAGGCCCCAGUAAAGAGGAGAGCAUGGCAGAGUGAAAGCAUGGAGGGGCAACCAUGAGUGAAUAUACUAGGAGCCAUAAGGAGGCACUAGAGAGCACUGAGAGACUGGAACAAAAACAGAAAUUGCUGGGAAAACUCAGCCAAUCUUGCAGCAUCCAAGGAGAGAAAGCAGAGUAA